AAAAUUUGAAGACAAGCUCUUCUCUGGUCACCUUCUGUCCUCGACCACCCGUACCUGUUUGGAAACCCGAUCGCGUCAUCGUCACCAUGUCCCGAGUCGCAAGAGACCAGAUCGUAAAGCUCAUCGUGGGAGCGGGACAAGCUUCCCCAAGUCCGCCGGUAGGCCCUGCUCUCGGUAGCAAGGGUGUCAAGUCGAUGGACUUUUGCAAGGAGUUUAAUGCGAGGACGGCGCACAUCAACCCUGGCACGCCGAUGCCCUGUCGGGUGACGGUACGAGGAGAUCGAUCAUUUCACUUCGACAUUCGCACGCCGCAAACGUCAUGGCUGCUCUUGAACGCCGCGAAUGUUUCUCUUGGACAAAAGGGCAAAAGGAAAGGGGCGAGCAAACCAGGACACGAAACAGUCGGAACUGUCAGUCUUAAGCACGUCUACGAAAUCGCCAAAAUUAAGCAAUCCGAACUCCGACUAUCGGGACUCAGUCUUCGGGGGUUGUGCCGGGCCAUCAUCUACCAGGCGCGGUCAAUCGGUGUCAAUGUUGUGCCAUGAAGAGAAGCUUCCGGGAAAGCAACGCUUGUAUCAUCAGCGUGCGAGCGAACGAGCUGCAAGGAGGAGUGACAGCUCUGGGUGUUGUGACUGUCAUGUAUACCAAUGAGCGGGGGACGAGGGUGACUUGUACAAUAAAGAAGGGUUUGGAAAAUGCAACCAGGCGCUACUCUGAUUCGAAGCUAUGCGUGGCUUUUGCGACGGGAGAGUCGGGGCAGCUGGUCGAGAUGGGGACUAAACAUCGCUGUCCUCCGCAACGAAGGUCUUGAACUAGCCCAGUUCUGCAUCGGAAUUUAGCCCACUCCGUCGAAAUAGCCAAGCCAUCCAAUUUGAGGAAACAACUUUUCAAAGACAAAAUCCCGGACAACCGUUAUGAGAGGCACG
Molecule: messenger RNA, 926 nt
Organism: Sodiomyces alkalinus F11
Lineage: Eukaryota; Fungi; Ascomycota; Sordariomycetes; Glomerellales; Plectosphaerellaceae
Product: 50S ribosomal protein L11
Exons: 2
Coding region: 87-545 (152 amino acids)
Biological process (GO): translation
Cellular component (GO): ribosome; mitochondrial large ribosomal subunit
Molecular function (GO): large ribosomal subunit rRNA binding; structural constituent of ribosome
Source: RefSeq, a predicted model, not a curated record